CAAAGGCGUCGACCCAGUCACGCCAGUAUAGACCCAACACCAAACUCCGCCCUCGGUAUCGAUCUCAUCGACAUGUAGAUCGAUGCUUCCCGCCCCGCCCCGCCCCGCCCCCACCAGCCAGCCAGCCAGACAGACUCCUUCCAAAAUGGCGCAGGUCGGUCCUCGCGGCACACACUGGGGGGAGGACGAGACCGUCUUCUUGAUCCAGCAGCUGAAGGACUUCAACAUCCUGCGCUGCCUGGACGGCCGCAAGCACCGGAACGGCGAGGUGUUCACGAAGGUGGCCAGAGAGUUGGAGAACGCCGGCUUCUGUCGGACCCCCGAGCAGAUCCGCGUCAAGUGGAAGCGCAUGAAGCAGCUCUACGUCAAGGCCAAGAAGGACGACGCAGACGCAGCAUGUCCAUACUUUCACCUCUUCGACGACCUGCUCGGACGCCAAAGCCAGAGUCCGAGUCCGGCGUACGGCCUGGAUGUUGGCUUCGGGGCUUCCUUUUCAGGGACGUGGACGCGGCGCUCGGCAAAAAGCGACGUGGCCGAGCGCGGCGACUCGCACCUCCGCGAGAUCCGACCGGCUCCUUCCAACUUGAAAGCCGACGUGUGGCAGUACUUUGGCUUCUACGACGUGCCCGACGGCAGCAGACUGGACAAGAGCCACUGCAUAUGCAAGGUGUGUCGCUGCAAAAUCAAAUACUUGGGCAACACGUCCAACAUGAGAAGCCACGUGACCCGGUUCCACCUGGCGGAGGCGGCGGGGAGACGGCGGGACACCACGGGCGACCCCACAAACGCUGACCACACAACCCUCGAGGAUGCAAUUAAGAGCGAGCCAGAAGAUCCAAACGAUGAUCCAGAGGAGCGUCCAGAUGCCGAAGAGCCUGCAGUCAGAAUGGAAGAGACGGUUGAAUCGUCACGUUUGACUCCCUCUCCAUCCUAUGUCGAUGCAAGUCCACCUGCUUCCCAGAGAAGUCCUGCAACGGACUCAUUUGAAUUGUUAAAUGAAAGGCCAAGACCAAGGGGGCGGUGGUCUGAGGUGGAGCGCUUCAUAGCCAGCAUGGAGAGGAUCCAGUCAGUCUUGGUGGAACAGUUACGGCAGAGCCAAGAAAGGCAGGAGAGGCUGGUGAACAACCCUCCUCAAAGCAACCAGUCCAUGGUCGCCGCUCUCCUCCAAGGCAUCCAGAGUCUCAGGCCACAGCCGCCGACCACCCGCCCCCCCACCGUCAAGGAGGAGGAGGAGGAACUCUGGAUCACCCAGGAGGGGGACUACCUGGUGGAGCCGGGCCUCACCAGGGCACCGCUCGGUGCCGCCGCCUCCGUCAAGAACGAGGACCACGAAGAGAAACCGCCCAGAGUGCUCCCAGCGCCCUCUCGUUCUGAGUGAGCCUCCAAGACAAACGCUCUGAAUGCGCUAAAAAGAGAAACUUCCAGCAGCUGAUUGGUCCCACUCAGACGCAGGUGGUGAGGAUCUCCACUCUUAAGCAGAAGGAUCCACGGCCCCUCUGCAUCAAAGAAGAAGAGGUGGAGCCACAGCCCCCCUGUAUGAAAGAGGAAGAGUUCCGGACCCCUCGGGAGGGCGAGUGUCUUCCUGAUCUCACCAAGUUGCCACUGACUGUCGUCUCGUUGAAGACCGAAGACAAAUCGCCGGAGUCCUCGCAGCUUCGUCACAGUCCAAGUGAGGAGAACAAAGGGGCGGAGCCUCCGAGUUGCAGCAUGACAACAGGAGCUGUUGGAGACCCCCGUGGAGCUCCACUGUCCUUUGAGCCUUUGAGCAGCGAUACAGACUGGGAAGGUGAUAUCAGGACUCAAACCGACAACGGACACUUUGAGCGUUCUAAAAAAUGUUUUACCUGCACGUUUUGUGCCAAAAGAUUCACCCUGAAGACAAAUUUGACUCAACACAUCAGAACGCACACCGGAGAAAAACCUUUCAGUUGCUUGAUUUGCCGGAGUACAUUCUCCCGCAGGUCCACUUUAAAAAGGCACACGGGGACGCACGCGGGGGAAAAACCUUUCGCUUGCUCGAUUUGCCAUAACCGAUUCGCCCAAAAGACCGCUCUGGCGUCACACAUGCGGACGCACACAGGAGAAAAACCCUUCGGCUGUUCAGUGUGCGGGAACAGGUUCUCGCACAAGUCAUAUCUGGUGUCACACAUGCGGACGCACACGGGAGAAAAACCUUUCAGGUGUUCAGUUUGCGGGAGUACGUUUUCUCAAAGGUCCACUUUAAAGAGACACUUGCGAACGCACACAGGAGAAAACACCUCUUAGUUGCUCAUUUUGUGGUCAACGCGUUUGUCCAGAGUUGAGAUUAAACAUGUUGGUUUUUCUUAUUUGUCAUAAAUCUGCCAAAAAGAAAAUAGGAUGGAAAACAUUUAUGUAUUUCUAUUACAAACUGCAUUUUUUCUGUGAAAACCACAUUCAGACCAGAGAAUGACUCACUGUGGAAGUAUCUCUUCUCCCUUUUUGUUUUUCAACCUUUUCGUUCCAGUUAACAGUGCACCAUUUGUCCAAACGGUCGGUACUUCCGCUGUUGUUGUGUCAUGUGCUCCCCCCCCCCUCUCAAACUGAGCCUACUCCCUCCCUCCCACUUUGUAUUUAGUGUAAAAAGAACACUCAGCGCACAUUCCUUCCGUACUUGCUACAAAUGUGACCUGUGCCUUUUGAUUUGCUCGUGCUUGUCAGAUAAAUCUAAGAAAGACAAUUUUGUUUGACUACUUGAUUAGAGAAUUUCCAAUACACCUUAACACCUUGUCAUUUAAUGUGUAGAAUUUUGAGGACUAAAAUGAAUGUAUUCCAAUUUGGAAUAAGGCUGUAACGUAACAAAAUGUGGGGAAAGUGAAGUGCUGUGAAUACUUUUCGGAUUCACUUGGUGGAACUCCUAAUGACCACAGGCCAAAGCAAGUGCAGGAAGGAACCAACUUCUGAACAAAGUAAUUGAAGAUGACAUCAUUGGAAUCUAACUGUACUCAACUAAAAUAAAACUGACUGGGACAAGGUGGAGAGUUAACGAGACUCUUUCCAGGUACCAGCAGAACCUGUAGGGACACGUGUUGUACAAUAAAAGCUUGUCUUUG
Messenger RNA from Entelurus aequoreus (snake pipefish), 3071 nucleotides. RefSeq lists its product as uncharacterized. Lineage: Eukaryota; Metazoa; Chordata; Actinopteri; Syngnathiformes; Syngnathidae. The coding region runs from base 83 to 1378 and encodes 431 amino acids. Gene Ontology annotation, molecular function: DNA binding. The transcript has 5 exons. The record is from RefSeq and is a predicted model, not a curated record.